AUGGGAGACAUCGUCUACUUUCGAAAAGGCACUCCAAGUGAAUUUUCUCUGCCAAUGACACUGGCUCUGAUGAUUGUGCUUCGCAGAAUGGUUUUCCCUGCUCGCUUAGUAGAUUUAUCUCUGCUCUUUGGAAAGGGAAAGUCUACUCUCAGUGUCAUCUUCAAUGAAAUGAUAGAGAAGAUUUAUAUUAAGUUCUAUUCAGCCUUGAAGUUUGACUACUGUCAAUUCCGGGAAUCAAACCUGAUGCGCUUCAGCCGAGCCAUUAGAGAAAGAUCACCGGCAAUGUACUGUGUUGGGUUUAUUGAUGGAACCUUCAAUAAGAUAGCAAGGCCCAUUGUUGAUCAAGAGGGGGCAUACAAUGGCCAUUACCGAGGACAUGGUUUGAAGUACCAAGCAGUGGUAACACCUGAUGGUAUUACUUCGUCCAUCAUGAGGCUAGACUGUGAUAGAAAUCAUAAUGUGUGCAUGUACUGCGAAAGUCAAUUGGAUGUCAUGAUGUGUGUAGCAUUUGACUUUACAAGCAUAAAUGGUCUAUGCUAUUACUUGUAUGGUGAUCCGGCAUGUACCACAUCAGACCAUAUGAUGAUUCUUUACAGAAGAUAUAAUCUUAUGGCUUAUAUAUUUUUUGUUUUAAAAAUGGCUGAUGAGCAAAAACUUGCUAUCAACAAAAGUAUGUCUGCUGUGCGAAUUUCCGCGGAGCACGAGUUUGCUCAUGUCGGGAGUCUGUGGGCUUUCUUAAAGUACUCACAGACCCAAAGAAGUGGUCAGUCCCCAGUGGGACUAUAUUAUAUUGUUGGAACGUUCUUGAAGAACCUCCAUGUCUGUUAUAAUGGAGGAAACCAGACAAGCAAAAAGUACGGUGUUGCUCCUCCUACACCAGAGCAGUACAUUUAUGGAUUAUUAAACCAAUAA
Molecule: messenger RNA, 912 nt
Organism: Phycomyces blakesleeanus NRRL 1555(-)
Lineage: Eukaryota; Fungi; Mucoromycota; Mucoromycetes; Mucorales; Phycomycetaceae
Exons: 4
Coding region: 1-912 (303 amino acids)
Source: RefSeq, a predicted model, not a curated record